CCCUAAAGCGACAAAGGCUCAGAAACGGAGGAAAGGGGGAGCGAGGGAGUCCAUCGCGAGUCUCUGCAACUUCUCCUCCGUCCUUGUUCUUCUUCUUCGUCGUCGUCUCCACGAAAAUGGUGGAUCGAUCGCAGAGGCGCCGAGGCGGCGCAGUCUCCUCCGGGGAUACCUCCGCCGCCGCCGAGAAGCUCGCGCAGCCACCUCCGUCGUCUCCUCCGCCGCAUCCGCCGCCAUGCUCCUCCUCUUCCUCCGCCGAUGGAGGCCGCGGGAAUGGCGGAAACGUCGAUCGCCUCCUCUUCAAAAACCUCGUCGAGAUGGUCCCCCUCGUCGAAUCCCUCAUGGAUCGGAGGGCGAACUCGUCGUAUUCGAGGAGAGCGUCUGUGGUGUACACACCGGCUCCGUCUCAGUCGAAGAAGGCUGCUGACACAAAAGCUGGGAGAACAGCUCAUAGUAUUUCUGCAAAGAAGCGAAGAGAUCACGGAGAGAAUGCCCAAAAAAGCAAUCAAGAUGCUGAUAAUGGUGACGACUACUCAAUUAUCUUGUCAAAGGCUAUGGCAGCUGAGAAAGAUAGGGAAGAGAUGGCUAUGUUGCGUGAACAGAUCAGUGACCUACAGAAGAAAUUGCUUGAGAAAGAUGAAGCUCUGAAAUCUGCAGAGAAUACAGUCAACCAAAUGAGUGCAUCAUAUGGGAUCCUUGAAGAACAGGUUGCUGAGAAGGAUUCACAGCUUAAAUCCACUACUUCUCAAUUGCAAAAUGCCAAGAUAUUGCUUGCAGACAAGCAAGCAGCUUUGGAGAAAUUAGAAUGGGAAGCAAAGAUGUCAAAUAGGAAAAUCGAAGAACUUCAAGGAGAUGUAGACUCUAUGGACUUUGAAAUAACUGCACUUAUGAAGGCUUUUGAAAAGUUAUCAGAGAAUGAUUCAGCCACUUAUUCUGAAAAUGGCAUCUCAUCCUCCCUCGAAUUUGAGCCACUUCAACUUGCAGUGGAUGAAAUCGACAACGAUGAGAUUCAGAAGAUGGAAGAGGAGAGAGCUGCCUACGUCGCAGCUCUCACUGCUGUGAAAGAGAACCCUAGUGAUGACUUCUUAUCAAAAGCAGCUGAGGCAAGGUUAAGACUUCGUGCUUUUGUUGUUUAACCUAACUAUAUUUAGAUCGUGGAAUGCUGGCCUUGUUAGUGUAUUUAUCAAGUGUUGAUGUAACUACAAGCACAAUAUAAUUGAUGUUAGUGUAUGAUUGUGUUGCAGGUUCAUGUAAGAAUUUAGAAAAGAAUGGUUUGUUUGUCUUUUCAGCCUAAAUGUUUUGACAGAA
Molecule: messenger RNA, 1305 nt
Organism: Ananas comosus (pineapple)
Lineage: Eukaryota; Viridiplantae; Streptophyta; Magnoliopsida; Poales; Bromeliaceae
Product: restin homolog
Exons: 5
Coding region: 117-1133 (338 amino acids)
Biological process (GO): plasmodesmata-mediated intercellular transport
Molecular function (GO): microtubule binding
Source: RefSeq, a predicted model, not a curated record